AAAAAUCAACCACAUCGCAAACUAUUCUCAGAGAGACCCGCCUUUCAACAGGCUUCAAAUCAUGGUCUCACUGUGGCAAGAACUUGGGGAUUCAGUGAUGGUGGAUACAGAGCCCUACAGUACUCCCCUGGCUCCUACAACGAGCAAACACUUCAGGGGUUGGAUUUUGUUGUAUCUGAAGCAAAAAGAUAUGGGAGUAAGCUGAUCUUGAGUUUGGUAAAUAAUUACGAGAAUUUCGGAGGGAAGAAGCAGUAUGUGGAUUGGGCAAGAAGUCAGGGGCAGAACUUGGCAUCUGAUGAUGAUUUCUUUGCCAAUUCUGUGGUUAAGGGAUAUUACAAAAACCGUAUCAAGACUGUUCUUACAGGCGUAACAGCAUCCCGGGUUUGAGUACAGGAUGACCCA
Messenger RNA from Camellia sinensis, 402 nucleotides. The record is from RefSeq and is a predicted model, not a curated record. NCBI's taxonomy places the organism in Eukaryota, Viridiplantae, Streptophyta, Magnoliopsida, Ericales, Theaceae.